This is a messenger RNA of Guillardia theta CCMP2712, 801 nucleotides long. RefSeq lists its product as hypothetical. The record is from RefSeq and is a predicted model, not a curated record. Gene Ontology annotation, biological process: protein phosphorylation; actin cytoskeleton organization. The coding region runs from base 1 to 801 and encodes 266 amino acids. Gene Ontology annotation, molecular function: protein kinase activity; ATP binding. Gene Ontology annotation, cellular component: plasma membrane. The transcript has 12 exons. NCBI's taxonomy places the organism in Eukaryota, Cryptophyceae, Pyrenomonadales, Geminigeraceae.
AUGGUGGUCGUGGUCGAGGACGACGCCGCAGAUGGCGCGAUGGCAGCAAGGGAGGAGGAGGAAGACCUUCUGGAAGGUGUACUGCUCAAGCGAGGAGGUUUGUUCUCUGGAUGGAAGGAGAGGCUCUUUGUUCUCACAACCAAGCACAUCGUGUACUACGAGUCUGGGAACUACAUGCUUGCAUCCAGGUCAUGCACAAUCAAGGGAUCCAUCCCUCUCAGCCAGGUCAAAUCUUUGGACUCGCUCCCAGAGAAGAAGCACGGGAAGCGAUUCUGCAUGGCGAUAUGCAGUCCGAGCACAACAUGGGUGGUCAGAGCAGACACAGAGUCAGACUUCAACCGCUGGAGGGACGCGAUAAGAAACGCCAUCGCCAACGCAAAACCAAAAGCUCCACAGUUUGGGGAAGUUUCAAGUUUUCUGAGUGCAGCAGGACAUCUGAACACAUCGAAUGAUCCUGCAAACCUGCAAGACAUCGAGUCUCCAACAUCUCCUGCACAAAACGACGGAGAGAAAUGUCAGUUUCCGGGUCAGAAAGUUGAGCAGCUCAGCAAGAUGAAGAUUGUUCAGCAUGCGAAGCUUGAGGAUGUGUAUACAAUUGGUCGUGUGAUAGAUCAGGGCAACAAUGGAAAGGUGUUUGAAGGCGUGGACAAGCGAAGUGGGGAACGAGUAGCGAUCAAGCAGAUAGAUGUGGGAUCGAGCGUUGAAGAUGACCGCAAUCACAUGGAGAUCUGGCAACAAGUUCAACAUGAGCACGUUGUUCGGCUGCUGGACUUCUAUCAGACGCCUUCACAGGUACGAUGA